UUUUGCACUUUAUCAAUUUAAAUAUAAAAUAAAAUGUUAACAAAUUCUCAAUCACACAUAUUAAACCAAAUCUAGUAAAAUUCUUUCACGUAAAAAGUAUUUUAAUUUAUUUAUAGGCAUAACAAUGGAAGACGUAACUGAAGAUAAGAGUCAUAUACAUCAAGCAAGAGUGAUUUGUAUUUGUUGCUUGUCUACAACCGUGCCUUUAAUAAAGCUUUUAAAUUGUAAACACUUAUUAUCCUUUGCAAAAAUCAUAGACAACAAGUUUCAGGUGGAAUUUAAGGAUGCAUAUGCUUGUUAUCUUUGUCAUAAUUUGAUAAAAAAAAUAGACAAGUUUAAACAGCAAGUUGAAGAAUCUAUUUCUAAUUUGUAUGAAGUGCAUAAAAAAUUAAUAAUAGAACCGAAAAAAUUACAGAUAACAGAUAUAGAAAUUAACUCGGCUAUAAAUAAUGAACCUUUAAAAAAUGAAUUCAAUCAAAUUGUAAAUAUAAAAACGGAGAUAACAGAAAUAAAAUACGAAGAAGAUUUAACAGAUUACGAUAUACCUUUAAAGGUAAAAAAGGUUAAAAGUAAAGAAAAAAAAGUUAAAGGUACAAAAAGAGGUCCUAAUUAUGAAGGUAAAUUAAAAAUCGUGCUAUUAACUUAUGAAGAAAUGAUGGAAGAAAGAAAAAAGGAAUCCGCAAAGAUAUCUUAUAUCAAUUUACCUUUUAAAUGUGAAGAUUGCGUAAUUGGAUUUGAUCAUGAAGUGACAUUAAAAAUGCAUAUAAUACAACGACAUAGCAAUAAAGAAAAAGGUUACAUAUGUGAUAUAUGUAAUUCAGUUCUAAGUACAGAAGCAUCGCUCAAGGAACAUAAGAAAAGACAUAUACGACGUUAUGAAUGUUUGGAAUGUGGUUUACGUAAAGCUGAUCUACAUUAUGUUAUAAAACAUUAUAAAGAAGAACACGGCUCCAUACAUACAAUGCAUACAUGUGUCGAUUGUGGAUUUACAACUGAAUCUAACCGUACAUAUAGAUAUCAUAGAGAAAAACAUCGUAGUAAAAAGAAAUGUAGACAGUGCGGUAAUACUUUUGCCAAUCCUAGUGCUCUGCGGACUCAUGUAUUCACAGUUCACAGUAAAUCAGGUCGUACAUACAUAUGUCCUGUUUGCGGUAAAACUUAUCGCGCUAAGUCAAGUCUUGUCGCACAUCAGACGUUACACGCGACAGGUCCGAGUCCUGACAGCUUCUGUGUCAGCUGUAAGAUACAUUUCAGGAAUGCUGUCGCUUUGAAACAUCAUCUGAAGACGCAUUCGAAACAUGUACGAGACUCUGAUAAGAAGUUUACUUGUGAAGAAUGUGGUUUGAAGUUUUUACUUAAACGAUUAUUAGAAGAACACAUUGAUUGGGAACAUUUGAAGAGAGAAAAGUAUGUCUGUGAAGAAUGUACUAAGGUAUUUAAAAACAAAUCAGCUCUAAAAAGACACAAAAGCUACGUUCAUGAUAAGAAAAGGCCACCAAAGAAUAAAAUAUGUGAUCAUUGCGGACAAGGAUUUACUACUCUACAAAUCUUACGUACUCAUGUACGUACUCACACCGGAGAGCGACCAUUACAAUGUACCAAAUGUCCUGCGACAUUCGCCCACAAUGGCGCACUCUACACGCAUAAUAAACUGCUACAUACUAAUAAAUAAUGCCCCUCCCCCAAAAGUUAUUGAGUUUGUGCCCCCAAUGUGGGGUCACUACCUUAUUUGGAAAUUAUUGUUAAGUUUUUGACCCUCAGUGCGGAAGUUACUUAUAAUUUUUGUAAUUUUAUGACUAAAGUAACUGUCAACUUAUAUUCGAGUUCGUGCCCCCACUAUGAUAGUAAAUUUGAGUUUUGUGCCCCAAGUGUGGGGUCAUCGUAAUUUCUUUCUAGUUUUUAGUCUCCACUGUGGGGAGUUUAUUUUGAGUUUUACCACUUAGUAUAGUUAUGGGGUCACUGUUAAUUUAUAUUGAGUUUUAUGCCCCCACUGUGGGGUCACUGACAAUUUUAUUUAUAGUUAUGUAUAUAAGAUGAAAU
Molecule: messenger RNA, 2040 nt
Organism: Papilio machaon (common yellow swallowtail)
Lineage: Eukaryota; Metazoa; Arthropoda; Insecta; Lepidoptera; Papilionidae
Product: zinc finger protein 729
Exons: 10
Coding region: 125-1672 (515 amino acids)
Source: RefSeq, a predicted model, not a curated record